AUGGCGGCGGGUGGGAACUCCUUCCUCAACGAGGAGUUGGCGAUGGCAGCUAAUGGGAUGUCGGGCAGGUUCUUCACAGGCUCUAGCCAUGGUGGUGUUGGUAGCAUAGGCAUGCCUCCAUCAAGCUUUGUGAUGCCCGAGGAGGGCCUGGCAGCUGUCGGCUAUGGAGACCUAACAUCUAUUCCGGUAGGUGCUAACAUGGUUCCUCAACAACAACAAAUACAUGUUGGAGGUAGCAACGGCAAUCUGGGGGUGCAAAAAGGAGUGUGGACAAGGGAAGAGGAUGAAGUUCUCAGGAAAUUGGUGCGACACCAUGGAGUUCGCAAGUGGGCAGAAAUUGCAAAGAGCCUCCCGGGUAGGAUCGGGAAGCAGUGCCGCGAGAGAUGGACAAACCAUCUGCAGCCAGACAUAAAGAAGGACAUCUGGACCGAGGACGAGGACAACAUCCUCAUCGAGGCGCACAAAUCAUAUGGCAACUGCUGGUCGGUUCUCGCUAAGUUUCUCCAUGGCCGGCCAGAGAACGCGAUCAAGAACCACUGGAACACGACCAGGCGCAGACUGAACUCGAAGCGUCAGCUGAGGAAGAAGAACGGUAAGCAUGGGGGACCCUCACCGCUUGAAGAGUACAUCCGCAGCUGCAUCCGCGAUGAGCGUGCCCAUGCAACUCGCUCCAAGACUAUGCCAACGCCGCUGCCGGCGACGGCGGAGGCAGCCGGUGCAGCAUUCGGCGUUGUCGGCUACGGCACCGGGCAGCUGGUCGGUGUGAGUGCCACCCCGCCGCUUGCAAUGCAGGCGCCCGACAGCACCGCCACGCGUGGAACGGUGACGUUCCUCGACCUGCUGAACGGGGACUCGCCCCGCCCACAGCCGGAGACGAUGAACCUGUUCCACGUGCCGGCGGCGGCGGAACCAGAGCCGCACCUCCCCACCACCGGAUACUGCCUCCAGCUCGAUGCGGGGGGCAACCUGUACUACGGCCGGAUGCCACCGGCGCCAGUGCCGCCACAUGAGAUUGAGCUGCAGGCUCAAAACCUGAGCCUGUACCACCAGCCGGCGGCUUCGUUCGCCUGGAGCCACUUGGCGGACAGUGGCGCGGCGUCCAAUCAGGCCAGCGGCUACUACGGUGAUGCUGGAGCAGGCCCGAGUGGCGCCGGCGCCGGCGCCGACAACAAUAAUGUCAGCCAGAUGGCAUCCAGCGAGUUCAUGAUGCCUUCCGAGGAUGAGGCCAUUCUUGACCUGGCCAGGUGGACCAACUGA
Molecule: messenger RNA, 1257 nt
Organism: Oryza brachyantha (malo sina)
Lineage: Eukaryota; Viridiplantae; Streptophyta; Magnoliopsida; Poales; Poaceae
Product: myb-related protein Zm1-like
Exons: 3
Coding region: 1-1257 (418 amino acids)
Biological process (GO): regulation of DNA-templated transcription
Cellular component (GO): nucleus
Molecular function (GO): DNA-binding transcription factor activity, RNA polymerase II-specific; RNA polymerase II cis-regulatory region sequence-specific DNA binding
Source: RefSeq, a predicted model, not a curated record